GAAAGCCCUCUCCAUUCAAUACCCUUCUAUCUCGCCUUGCUGCAUAUGCAAACGUGAUCUGCCCGUGUGUCGCCUCCUCGGACGCGAUGCGCACCGCCGGCCGGUCUUACAAUUGCGUGCGGGGCUCAGUCACCAACAUGUCUCCAUCCGUCCUCCCAGGUCCCAGCAGGCAGCAGGACCAGGCGGUCAUCACCCCGGCCGGUGUACGGCCACGCAUGGCAUGGCGAGCUGGCGGCAGCCGGCACCGCGCUUGCUGUUCCUCUUCGCGAGCAAAGGCAAGCCUGUCCGUGUCCGUACGUCCAUGCUUUGCUAUCUGCUCCGGCGGCCAAGGCCAGCCAACCCGGCCGGUUGCUUUGCUUUGCGUCCGCCGCCCGCCAGCCAUGCGUGUUGCGUCCGCGGCUGUACACGCAUUCAAUUCAAUUCAAACCGGGGAGGCGUGCAGAAUCAGCCCGUCCGGCCGCGGCCGGUAUGGAUCGCGAUCUCUCUCUCUCUCUGCUCUCCACUGCGAUUGCCGCCGCUGUCUCCUAGACGCCGUGCCGUCCCGCCCCGCCCCGCCCGACCCGACGGCGACGCCGACCCCUGCGUCUUGGCUUCACGAACGGUGCUCUGCUACUGUCCAAUCAUUCAGUACGGCCUUGACUUCCCCGACGCUGACGAGCUGUUAGCGACUACUAGUAAUAAAACCAUGUCCGGUUACUGUCAUCUGCGCUGCGGUGCGUGCCACCAAGGUCCGUGCCCCCCAACAACUCUACUACGGGACCAGUCUGAACUCCGAACUUCUUUGAGUUCCUCCUCCUCCUCCUCCACCACCUCCUCCUCCAUGGUUGCGUUCAACAGAGACGGCGGUUGGUUUCUCCGAGCUGAGCUGUCAGGAUUCAGGAAUCAGGAGCGAGAGUGCGAGAGCUGCUUACGUGCUACUAGUGGAUGCAAUGCAAUUGGAGCAGCAGCUACCUCCAUGUGGUGCGCAGCGCACACACAAAGGUGAUCUCACCCGUGCGUCAUGACCACUUGCCGGCGUCUCGCCGCACAGCACAUGGAGGAGCAGUAACGGAACGGAGAAUCACGCCUGCAACGACGCAUCCGCCUCCGGCUAUUAUUUGCUCAAGGACAGUGGCGUGGCGGCCGGGGUGGAAUUGGAAUUCCCACCAAAUCUUUCGUCCCGUCGGAAGGGAUUAUUCGCUGGGAUUUGAUGCAAAGCGAGAGCCCAGGCGAGAUGCCUCUCGCACGAACGUCUGUUUGGAUGGACUAGAGUCCUGGCAGUGGCAGUGGCGGCGCGCGGCAGGUUCCUUAUUCCGGUGAGGAAGAAGAAAGGCCCCUGAAGAAGAGAGGCAUCUCUGCUCUACAUCUACUACGCCGCCCCUCUUGGCAGCAAUGAGUGAGCGAGUAUAUCAGGAGGAACCUUAUCGACGUCUCCUUUUUCUGCAUCCUCCUAAGUGCACUGCUCUUUCUGGCCUGCCUUUCUCUCGUCCUCACGCCUCUGCUCACUGCUCAGCUCGACCUUCCCUUUCGUGCCUGGGUGAUUCUUGCGUUGUGUACAUGCCCUGCCCUGCUGUUCCUUGCACUCGGUCGCUGAAGCCACUCAGGUUGUUGGGGCAUCAGUUCCUUGUGGAGCUUGGCUUGCUUCUGUUUCUGCUUGGCUUGGUUUCGUCACUCGCUGCCUGCCAGUUGGCAACAAGCCAUUUGGUUUGGUUGGUUUCGAGCAUCAGCAAAGCGAAAUGCAUCACAAGCACAGUACAUGGUUUGAGCGAGUGAGACUGUGUUUUGCUUCUCAAAGCAAGAUUGAAGAAGAUUUGAACGAGCAACGCGUUUGUGGGAGAACCUUGGCACAGCAGGAAAUGGCGGUCGGUUGCUGGAAGGGAACUGAUUGAUUUUCUCGCUAAUUAA
Zea mays is the source of this 1884-nucleotide messenger RNA. RefSeq lists its product as uncharacterized. Bases 221 to 985 code for a protein of 254 amino acids. The transcript is spliced from 2 exons. NCBI's taxonomy places the organism in Eukaryota, Viridiplantae, Streptophyta, Magnoliopsida, Poales, Poaceae. The record is from RefSeq and is a predicted model, not a curated record.